AUAGGAACUAACUUAUUAUUGCCGGAAUGAGUCUUCAAUAGUCGUCUCAUUAGACGUCUCUGAUCGAUACAUCCACGACAAAGUCUUACACGACAAAUCCCACAUAAUCAAUGGAGCAGCCUACAACGAAGAUGGUUCUAGGACGACUGGUCGGCCGUGACGGUGGCGACGAGGUUGCUCACAAAAUCUUCCACAACCCCUUUUGACGGUUCAAUUCUCAACCUCCCCUAUUAAACCACACCCUCAAAUCAUCCACCCCGAACCAUAUAUAGUACCAUACCCACCUCCACUCUCCCACUCUUUACGACGGUCCCAAGUUUUUACUCUCCGGCGACGCAGCGGAUAUCGCACCGCGUUCCGUUGGAUGGGUCAAUCGUCUUCUGUCCAUGGGAUUUAUACGGAUGGUUCAGACUGCUAUAGCCUCAACCCAAGCCACCACCGGACCACCGGCACUGUAGUGUUGUCAAAUGAAAGCCAAACUUCCUUUUCCGAUGGUGAUAUCGUCGAUCAAGACUACAUUUCUGAACUUCCCGACGAAUGCUUGGCGAUUAUUAUUCAGUUCCUGAGCUCCGGGGAUCGGAAACGAUGCUCCCUCGUAUGCCGGCGGUGGCUCCGUGUGGAAGGCCAAAAUCGCCAACGCCUCGCUCUCAGCGCCCAAUCCGAGCUCAUCCAUCACAUCCCUUCCCUCUUCGCCCGCUUCGACUCAGUAACGAAACUCACCCUCCGAUGCGAUCGCCGAUCUAUCAGCAUCAGCGAUGACGCAUUGAUCUUAAUCUCCCUCAAAUGUCGUAACAUCACGCGUCUCAAGCUCCGUGGCUGCCGCGAACUUACCGACAUCGGAAUGGCCGCUUUCGCACAAAAUUGUAAGAAAUUGAGGAAAUUUUCCUGUGGAUCUUGCAUGUUUGGAGCCAAAGGCAUGAACGCUUUGCUCGAUUACUGUUCAUCUCUCGAAGAACUCUCAGUCAAACGCCUCCGUGGCAUUAACGAAGGGUUCACUACCGAACCGAUCGGUCCCGGCGUGGCGGCUUCAUCCCUCAAAACUUUGUGCCUCAAAGAGCUUUACAAUGGUCAGUGUUUUGGACCUUUAAUUAUUGGGUCAAAGAGUUUGAGGACUUUGAAUCUGUUGCGUUGUUUUGGCGAUUGGGAUAGCCUUUUGGAAACGAUUACGAAUCGGAAAAAUAGUUUGGUUGAGAUUCAUUUGGAGAGGCUUCAGGUGAGUGAUAUCGGUGUUUCCGCCAUAUCGAAUUGCUCGGAAUUGGAGAUUUUGCAUUUGGUGAAGACACCCGAGUGUACGGAUGCUAGUAUUGUGGCUGUGGCUAAGCAUUGUAAGUUGUUGAGGAAGCUUCAUAUUGAUGGUUGGAGGACUAACCGCAUAGGCAAUGUCGGGUUAUUUUCAAUCGCUCAGUAUAGUGCUAAUCUUCAAGAGUUGGUACUUAUUGGUGUAAACCCCAGUUUUAUCAGUAUCGAGGCAAUGGUUUCCAACUGUCGAAAAUUGGAAAGAUUGGCGCUUUGUGGUAGUGAAACAAUUGGGGAUGCGGAGAUUUCAUGCGUUGCAGAGAAAUGUGUGUCAUUGAAGAAGAUUUGCAUCAAGGGGUGUCCGGUUUCAGAUCUGGGGAUUGAGGCAUUUGCUUGGGGCUGUCCUAAUUUGGUGAAAAUUAAGGUUAAGAAGUGUAUGGGAGUGACUUGCGAGGUAGCUGACUGGUUGAGAAUGAGAAGGGCAUUGUUGGGAGUUAGUUUGGAUGUGGGUGAGAUUGAAGCUGGGGCAGCAGAUGCGAGUGUGAGUUUUGGUAGAGCACAAGAGGAUGGUGUGGAGAUUCCACCAGUUGUGAGCGGAGUGACUGGUGCUGCUAAUGCCGAUGCUGAUGCUACAUCAAGUAGCAAUAGCAAUGGUCGAUCAUUGGGGUUCAAGUCAAGGUUUGGACUCUUUGAAGGUAGGAACCUGGAUCCUUUGAUUGGUGUUAAUGCUUCUGUUAGUAGUUUAUUUGACUUCAAUACUAUAAGAAAAAUUAUGGAGAAAUUUGCUGCAUAUGUCUACUAUGUUAUUCCCACAGAAUUAGAAGUGCUUGAUUUUUAG
Messenger RNA from Ilex paraguariensis (yerba mate), 2074 nucleotides. The record is from the annotation of a GenBank genome assembly. NCBI's taxonomy places the organism in Eukaryota, Viridiplantae, Streptophyta, Magnoliopsida, Aquifoliales, Aquifoliaceae.